Saccostrea cuccullata (small rock oyster) is the source of this 3929-nucleotide messenger RNA. RefSeq names its product glutamate receptor ionotropic, kainate 2-like. Gene Ontology annotation, molecular function: signaling receptor activity; ligand-gated monoatomic ion channel activity. The record is from RefSeq and is a predicted model, not a curated record. The transcript is spliced from 15 exons. Gene Ontology annotation, biological process: monoatomic ion transport. Bases 777 to 3632 code for a protein of 951 amino acids. Gene Ontology annotation, cellular component: postsynaptic density membrane; plasma membrane. Lineage: Eukaryota; Metazoa; Mollusca; Bivalvia; Ostreida; Ostreidae.
GCACUUUUUGCAGUAUAAAUAUCCUAUUUGGGUUGUGAAAUUCAAUUAGGUCUUGAUAUCUGCCUCUUCUCAAAUUUUUUCUCUCCGAUUGAGAAACAUCUCGGACCUUAAAUAGACCUCGGACGGAGCGGGUACUCUAAGGCCUUAUCUCAGAAGGGAAUUGCAUCGGAACAAGAAAAAUCAAUUAUAAUCGUGUUGCUAUUGUUCUCCUGCAAGUUUUGACUCCAGGGUUUCUUGGGAUUUUUUUUUCGCUACAAAUCGGCUUUGACAUUACAUCGUUCUGGUUAGUACAGACUUACGAAAGAACGAACAAGCGGAUUUCAUCGAUACACGAGGAGCCGAUUGCUAUCAUUGGGAGAUACCAUGUGGUACCGGGCGCGUGCUGCAGCAAUAGAGCUCUGUGGUGUAUUAAUGUGUGCCAGUUGUCAAAGUUUGUGAAAAUAAAUACUGCAAUUUUAAUUGAACUUGUAUAAACAAAGAAUUCUGGAUGAACUUCUUUUGACGAUCCUGCACACAGUUCGGUGUUUAUCCUUAAAGAGUGCAUUUCCGUAAAAUAAAUACGUUGGGGAUUUUUCUCUACCCUAUGGUUCCGAUUCUAACAUGUGGACGUCCGUCGCAUCAAAGCUGGUAGGAAUCAACUCGAGAUUUUUUGUGUUUGAAAAUUAUUGCGAUGAAUUUACACACAAUGAAUAGUUCAAUUAAAUGGUAUUAAUGUGUGGAAUUGGGGUUUGUUCCGGGACUCUGAAAGUCCUAUUUACAGCCGAGAAAAGCACAGAAUGCCGCUUUAUACAUGUAUAAAACCGCUCAUAACAUAUCACUUGACGGGACUGUUGAUAAUACACUGUGUUAAUUGUCUGCCGAGAGAAAUUAAAAUUGGAGGUUUGUUCAGCAAUGAGGAAAGUACAACAGAGAACGCAUUCAAGUACGCAGUCUACAGGAUUAAACAUGAGAAAAAUUUAUUGGGCGGAUCAACGCUUAGCUACGAUACACGGCGUCUGUCGGUGGAAGACGCAUUCACGUCAUCAAUGGAAAUUUGUGAUCAAAUCACCCUGGGUAUCUCCACAUUAUUCGGACCACGAUCUCAGGAUCUUUCCGCCUUCACCAACACAAUGUGUUCACAUCUUCACAUUCCACACAUCGAAUAUCGGGAAACCACGCUUGCGCAGACGUUGCUUUCCGGUUUCUCCAUCAACAUCCAUCCAAAAUCAGACCAUUUAUCCCAAGCAUACAUUGAUCUCAUUCACAGCUAUAACAUGAAAACCGUUCUUCUGAUUUACGAAAAUCAGGGAGGAUUAAUAAAAAUGCAGACAAUUUUACAUGAAAUAACAAAGGAUGUAACCAGAAAUGUAUUCAUCCGCCAAGGCGACAGAACAAAUGUCCGAGACGUCCUUAAGGAGGCUAAAUCUAAAUCAUGGACCAAUAUCAUUGUGGAUAUGAACAUUUCGAACACUGCUGUACUACUCCGAACGGCGCUUCAGGAGGGGAUGAUAGAUCCCUACCAUCAUUACGUUCUCACAACUUUGGACAUCGAAGGCAUUAAUUUGUAUGACUACAAGUAUAACUAUGUGAAUCUUACCGGAUUUCGAUUGGUUGAUCCCAAUGACGACUACACAAAAAGCAUCAUCAAAGAAAUGUAUUACUACGAAAGAGACACAAAUCUCAAACUUUUAUACGACAAGGACUACAGUACAAUUCCGUACGAGUCGGCUGUAAUAUUUGAUGCUGUGUUGCUAUUCGCUAAAGCAAUAACGGACCUGUCAAAGGAUAAGAUCUUUAUUCCACCAAAUGUGUCCUGUGACGUAGAAGAAGUUUGGAGAUCUGGAAAGGACCUGUACGACUAUCUACAGGAAUCAGAAAUCCGCGGGUUGACGGGAGAUAUAAGGAUCAGAAAUGGACGACGACAGACAUUUAAACUGGAUGUGAUGCAGCUCACGGAGGAAGGACUUAGAAAGGUUGGGAUCUGGAAUUCCAAUACAAAGACGGGUGUCAACUUUACACACCGCUACAUCAAGGACAAUUUUCCCUUCGGAAACAAAACUUUGGUUGUUACCACCAAACUAAAUCUCGAUCGUCCCUUGAUAGUGACGACCAAACUGGAUAAACCCUAUGUGAUGAUGAAGGCCCUGGAGCCUGGGGUUGACGGUUCGAAGCUCGGUAACGACCUUUACGAGGGUUUCUGUAUUGACCUUCUGAAAGAAAUGGCGGCCAUUGUGGGGUUUGAAUAUAAAAUCGUCCCUGUGGAAGAUGGCCUGUACGGAAUGCUUAACGACGGAGAAUGGAAUGGGAUCGUCCGAGAACUCAUUGAUAGGAAAGCUGAUUUGGCGGUUGCUGCUUUAACCAUCAGUUAUCUCCGGGAACAAUACAUUGAUUUCACCAAACCAUUCCUUAAUCUUGGCAUAAGCAUACUUUUCAAAACUCCAGAAAGAAAGAAGCCAGGACUGUUCUCGUUUCUGAACCCUCUCGCUCUGGAGAUCUGGGUGUAUGUGGUUGCUGCCUACAUGUUAGUGAGUUUCUGUAUAUUCGUCCUGGCGCGAUUUAGUCCCUACGAGUGGUAUAACCCUCAUCCUUGUAACCCGGACACAGACACAGUGCAAAACACGUUUGAUCUCUCCAACAGUUUCUGGUUCUCGGUGGGAACGCUCAUGCAGCAGGGCUCUGACGUCAAUCCACGUGCUAUUUCCACCCGGAUUGUUGGCGCCACCUGGUGGUUUUUCACUCUUAUCAUUAUCUCGUCCUAUACUGCUAACUUGGCGGCAUUUUUAACAGUUGAACGAAUGAUAUCACCCAUUGAGAGCGCAGAGGGACUUGCAGCCCAAAAUAAAAUUAAAUAUGGAACUUUGGAAGGAGGAUCUACGAUGACAUUUUUCAGGGAUUCCAAAAUAGACACAUAUCGCCGUAUGUGGCACUUCAUGAGGACUAACCCUGAUAUGUUCGUGAAAGACGCAAAUGAAGGCGUUACAAAGGUUAAGGCCGGUAACUACGCUUAUUUAAUGGAAUCUACGUCUAUUGAGUACGAGGUUCAACAGAAUUGUGACCUCAUGCAAGUGGGGGGUCUUCUGGACUCCAAAGGUUUCGGAGUUGCCACGCCCAUGGGUUCGCCAUUAAGGGACAAGCUGUCGUUGGCCAUUCUUCACCUCCAGGAGGACGGCAAAGUACAAGAACUGUACAACAAAUGGUGGAAGGGGUCAGGCAAAUGUAUGUCUGAACGCAAAGCCAUUGAAUCCAAGGCCAACGCGCUGGAUGUCAACAACGUGGGCGGCAUUUUUGUUGUCCUCCUCGGCGGUCUAGCAGUGGCCGUUCUUGUGGCCUUCCUGGAAUUUAUUUGGAAAUCCAAGAAAAAUGCCAGAGAAGACAGACAAUCGCUGUGUUCCGAAAUGAUACAAGAGCUCAAGUUUGCAGUUCGUUGUCACGGCUCAUCAAAAAAAUCAAAAACAAAGCGGAGUUGUGCCAAGUGUAAAAAAGGCCAUAACGCCUCAUGUCCAUUGACUGUUGAUAUGCCAAAAGAUUCUAGUUCAUCCAAUGGAAUUCUACCCCUCAGGGAACUCAGAAAAUCCCCUGUAUCUAGGGGUAGGGAAUUUUCAUUUGGAGAGGGGGCAUACAUGCACGUGGAAUAUAGUGACGCAGAGACGUGACAAAAGGUUUAAUCCGUCACAAAACGGAUAAUUUUGUCAGUGUGCCUUAAUACACUUGUCUCAUUUGUUCUUUGGUGUAUUCUUUUCGUCAGAUCGUUCUCUGUUUUCAGGUUAUAUAAUUCAUGUUUUAUUCAUAACGGUGAUUUUCGCUGAAUAAUUUGUGAUAGACUGUGAUAUUUUUCAUGCUACAUUCUAUCAUUGUAUCAUGUUAUCAUCAUUGAAACAUAUUGUAAAAUGAAUACGUAGAAGAGUUUCGUCAUGUAUUUUAUUUAAAUUUUGUUGUUUACGACAGCUCCU